AUGGAUAAUCUUCGCUACAAUUAUGACCUUGAACUCUUCAUUGCCACGUCAGAGGAGACGGAGGUCAACGUAAACGUCACGGCGCCAAAAUGGCCGUCAGCUGAUCUUGAUGAAUCGUUUACUAUAAGGCCCGGAGAAGUAAGGCAAAUGUUUAUUUCCAAUUCACUGCGAAACAUUGGUACAGCUAUCUCAAGUAAAGCCAUAUACGUGUCUGCUGAUAACAACAUCGUGGUUUACGGAGUCAACAAAGAGGACUAUUCUAACGAUGCAUUCCUAGGCUUACCCACCCAUGUCUUAGGUAAGCGUCACUUCUCUGUCAGCUACUCUCCAGCCUAUAGGAAAUGUGAAGUUGCCAUUGCGGCUAUUGAGGAUGACACGAGUAUUAAAAUCAAACUCCCUGUAUCCACCCCUGCCGUCAGUGUCAACUACCAGGGAUUGCAUUACGGAAAUAGAGGCGAGAUUAACAUUAUCCUGGAUCGUUUCAGUACGUUCCAAUUUCAAAGUGUUGGGGACCUGACAGGAUCUCGAAUAGAUUCAGAUAAACCCGUGUCCGUCUACAGUGGGAACAUGAAAACCAAUAUUGGGAUCGGCAGUACCCAAGACCAUCUUGUUGAGCAAAUACCACCAGUUGAGGCAUGGGGUAAGCGGUUCGCUACAGUUCCAACCCCUUACAGAACCACAGGGGACUACUUCCGGUUCGUUGCCAGUGAGGACGACACUGUUGUGAACGUUACAAGACAUGGAACACACAGUUUAGCCAAAGCUGGUCAAUAUCUUCAACUCCUUAUCCCAUCAGACGAAUUUAACCUCAUCACCAGCAACAAGGCCAUACUAGUGGCGAUGUUUGUCCUGAGUCAGUUGACUCAGUACGAUGAAGAAGAAGCUGAUCCGUCCAUGAUUCUGAUCCCUCCUAUACAACAAUGGGCGUCUGACUACACAUUCGCAACACCUAAAUUUUCAUUAGGAUCAUAUCAAAACUUCUUCAUGUUGGCCAUCGACUCUGCUGAGACAUCUGGACUGAUUCUAAACGGCCGCCCAAUGGUUCCAGACAGCAACUGGACGUCAGUUCCGGGGACCAAUCUCGUCGGUGCCUUCGUGUCCCUUCCAGAGGGGGUGCACAGAGUCCGACACAUCUCCGCAAUAGUCCUAUUUGCAGGCUACCUGUACGGAAAAGCAUUAUCAGAAACUUAUGGAUUCCCAACAGGGAUGAGACUCGCACCAAUAAAUGCGGUGUGUACAGCAACUCCAUCAACGGACGGUGACGGGGUUGAUAACGACUGUGACGGCCUCAUAGACGAGGAACUAUGUUUACCAGGGGAUAAUGCCGAUGACGACAAGGACGGGUAUGUGGAUGAAGACUGCGCCACGACUAUUCCAGUCGACGGUUUCUGGUCUGAAUGGGGGGCGUGGGGAGACUGCAGCCAAGACUGUGGGGAAGGGGUGCAGACCCGGACAAGAUCCUGUGACGCUCCCGCUCCAGCCUUCAAUGGUCAACCGUGCGCAGGCAACAGUAACGACACUCAACUCUGCAUCACCUCCUCCAUUUGUUACAGCUCGUCAUCAGGCGCGAUGGUCCCAGAACUCUGGAGGUAA
Haliotis rubra (blacklip abalone) is the source of this 1593-nucleotide messenger RNA. Its product is annotated as IgGFc-binding protein-like. The record is from RefSeq and is a predicted model, not a curated record. The transcript has 5 exons. NCBI's taxonomy places the organism in Eukaryota, Metazoa, Mollusca, Gastropoda, Lepetellida, Haliotidae. Bases 1 to 1593 code for a protein of 530 amino acids.